Messenger RNA from Solanum dulcamara, 1284 nucleotides. RefSeq lists its product as uncharacterized. The record is from RefSeq and is a predicted model, not a curated record. The transcript has 3 exons. Gene Ontology annotation, molecular function: zinc ion binding. NCBI's taxonomy places the organism in Eukaryota, Viridiplantae, Streptophyta, Magnoliopsida, Solanales, Solanaceae. The coding region runs from base 1 to 1284 and encodes 427 amino acids.
AUGGAUGGAGAAACUGCACUAGGAAAGAAUUUGUUUGUGUACUUCUAUGUGUGCUUGGAGGCAUUGAAAAGGGGGUGGAAGGAAGGAUAUAGAAGAAUAAUAGGAUUUGAUGAAUGUUUCUUAAAGGGUUCUUGCAAGGGUGAACUUUUAGUAGCAGUUGGCAAGAAUAAAAACAAUCAAAUGUUUCCUAUAGCCUGGGCAGUUGUAGAUAAGGAAACUAAGCAUAGUUGGAGUUUCUUUAUAAAUUACUUGAAAGAGGACCUGCAGUUGGGUACUGGACAGGGUCUUACUGUGAUGGCAGAUAUGCAAAAGGGUUUUCAUGCAGCAGUUACUGAACUGCUACCAAAUACUGAAGUUAGAAUGUGUUCUAGACAUAUUUGGUCUAAUUGGAAUCAAACCUGGAAAGAAGAGGAAAGGAAAAAACAAUUUUGGAGAUGUUCAAAGUCAAGUUUUGAAGUGAAGUUCAAGGAUGAGCUUCAUAAAAUGAGCAAACUUGGUAAGGAUAUUUGUGCUUAUUUAUUGCAUUAUCCAAAGGUGUCAUGGGUUAAGGCAUUCUUUCAAGAGCAUUCCAAAUGUGAUGUAGUUAAAAAUAAUAUGUGUGAGACCUUUAACUCAUGGAUCAUAUCAUGUAGACACAAAUCUAUAAUAACCAUGUUGGAGGAAAUUAGGAGAAAGAUAAUGACAAGAACUGUGGACAUGAUCAAGUUUGCCAACACCUGGAUAUCUGAUAUUGCACCUAUGGCUAGACUUAUCUUAGAGGAGAAUAAGGACAAGUCUAGGACAUGCAAGGUGCUUUGGAAUGCUGAUGUUGGGUUUGAGAUUGGAGAAGGGGAGUACAAGCAUAUAGUUAACUUGGCUGAUAGAGUUUGUAAUUGUAGAACUUGGCAACUGAGAGGCAUUCCAUGCCAACAUACUAUUGUUGCUUUGUGCCACAUAGAACAGGAGCCUGAACCUCUUGUGGAGCAUUGGUAUAAGAAGGAUACCUUCUUAAAGGCUUAUAGUUAUUUCAUCCAACCAAUUCCAAAUAUGAAGAUGUGGCCUGAAACUAACAAUCCAAGGAUUGAACCUCCUGAACCUAAACCAAUGCCUGACAGACCUUCAAGAAAUAGAAGAAAGGGAAAAGAUGAACCUAGAAAGAAGUAUGGAAAAAUUUCUAAACAAGGGGUGAAACAGACUUGUUCCAUGUGUAAACAACAAGGUCAUAACAAGAGAUAUUGCAAGGUUGCUGCUCAAACUUCAGAAGCAGCUACCCAUAACUCACAAUUUACUGGUCAAAGCUCAUAA